UCUCUAAGACACACGCCAGAUAUGGCAGUGAAAAAUGGACAGAAAUUAAUAAACAAACAAGACGCCACCAAAAAUAAAGAUGAACCCUCCCCAUACUGAGCCACACCAACGACCCACCCACACCAGGGACCAGGGGGAAACGCGCCCAACGAGGGAAAACGCCCACAUUAUGCCAGACGACUCAAGGCCACGGGACGAUGCACGCCUCUUCGCGGGACUCAGCUGCGAUCCAUGCGAAUCCUGAAACCACUCCGACAGGUCAACGCGGACGUUUCCGUUGCAGCUCGGUCUCCCGUCUUCUGGCACACCGGCGCUACUCCUCCGUUCAUAUCUUGAACGUUGAGGUCGCCAGGGCCCCGACUUCUGUUUGGGACAAUCGCGCUGGAAAGAGCGAAGAACAUAAAACAUUCAUGACGUACACAGAUUCCCAGAUUGGUGCAUCGUUACUGGAUACCGAUCGAGCACGGCCACCAAUCUUCGUUCCGAUGGCGCUAUUCUUCAGCCACGCAAGAACGACAAUUCCCAUUCUGCUCUCGAGAUGCUGGAUUGGAAUCGGACCAAGGGAUAUUCAUAAUUUGAAUUUGGGCGCCAUUAUUGUUAUGGACCUGCAAGAGUUGCAAAUCUAUCGAUGGUCACGCCAUCGAUUGUUUUUACGAUCGAUGGAAAAAACCAUCGAUUGUUUUACCAUCGGUGUUGAAAACAAUCGAUACUAUCGAUAGUACUAACGGAAGUUUAAAUUUUUGUUUCAAUGUCUGCAUUUUCAG
Molecule: messenger RNA, 764 nt
Organism: Drosophila willistoni
Lineage: Eukaryota; Metazoa; Arthropoda; Insecta; Diptera; Drosophilidae
Exons: 4
Coding region: 198-719 (173 amino acids)
Source: RefSeq, a predicted model, not a curated record